UAGCUGCCACAGAGGAGCAAAGGCAGGGAGAAAGAAAAACCUUUCCACCUCGCUGGGGAAGACUUAAAUACUUUGCUUCAGAUUGAAGGAUUUUUCUGGCAGUGCGUUUUAACCUCUGAUACCCAUGGAUGCUGCAGAGUUCCGCAAGAGAGGGAGGGAGAUGGUGGACUAUAUUGCAGAUUACCUGGAGAAGAUAGAUAAAAGACAGGUCUUCCCAGAUGUGGAACCAGGAUACCUAAGGCCCCUCAUUCCAGACUGUGCACCCCAGGAUCCUGAGAGCUUUGAGGAUGUUUUUAAUGACAUUGAGAAGAUCAUUAUGCCAGGGGUGACUCACUGGCACAGUCCAUACUUUUUUGCCUACUUCCCUGCAGCCUCAUCCUUCCCCGCUCUUCUUGCAGAUAUGUUAUGUGGUGGAAUAGGAUGUGUGGGCUUCUCUUGGGCUUCAAGUCCUGCUUGCACGGAGCUAGAGACUGUCAUGCUGGAUUGGCUAGGAAAGAUGAUCAGUUUGCCUGAAGAGUUUUUAGCUGGGAAGGAUGGCCAAGGUGGAGGAGUCAUUCAGGGAAGUGCAAGCGAGGCCACACUGAUUUCCCUGCUUGCUGCAAGAACAAAAGCUAUCAGUCGGGUGCAGUCAGAGAAGCCGGAGCUAACCGAAGCAGAAAUCAUGGGCAGGCUGGUGGCCUAUGCUUCUGAUCAGGCUCACUCGUCAGUGGAGAGGGCUGCGUUAAUUGGUGGUGUGAAGAUUAAGAAUGUUUCUUCGGAUGAUACGUUUAGUGUUUGUGGUUCAGCUCUAAAGAAAGUUCUGGAUGAAGACAAAGCUUCUGGUCUUAUCCCAUUCUUUUUUUGUGCAACACUUGGAACCACAACUUGCUGCUCCUUUGACAGACUGUUGGAAGUUGGCCCUAUUUGUAAUAAGGAACAUAUCUGGAUGCAUAUUGAUGCAGCCUAUGCUGGAAGUGCAUUCAUCUGCCCUGAAUUCAGACACUUUUUAAAUGGAGUGGAGUUUGCAGAUUCAUUUAACUUUAAUCCACACAAAUGGCUCCUAGUGAACUUUGACUGCUCUGCUAUGUGGGUGAAAAAAAGAUCGGAUUUAACAAGUGCCUUUAAAUUAGAGCCUCUUUACCUGCAACACCACCACCAGGAAUCUGGCCUGGUAACAGAUUAUCGGCACUGGCAAAUCCCCCUGGGCAGGAGGUUCCGCUCCCUGAAGCUCUGGUUUGUGCUGAGGAUGUAUGGGGUCACAGGGCUGCAGCAGCACAUCCGCAAGCAUGUCAAGCUGGCACAUCUGUUUGAACAUUUAGUCCUUCAGGAUGAAAGAUUUGAGAUCUGUGCUGAGGUUGUCUUGGGACUUGUGUGUUUUCGUCUGAAGGGCUCAAACGAACUAAACGAGGCGCUUCUUAAAAGCAUAGACCAGGCCAAGAAGAUUCAUCUGGUUCCAUGCUACUUGCGAGAGAAGUUUGUGCUGCGUUUUGCUGUUUGUUCCCGCACAGUGGAAUCCACCCACAUCGAGUUUGCCUGGCAGCACAUCUCACAGCUGGCAACUGAUCUUCUGAAAGCGUGGGAGCCAAACCACCAGUAACAGCAAUGAAGUAGCAGCGGGCAGGAGGUUAACUGGCUUUCUCUGCACUGCCAACUUCUAUUUUAAGGGCAGGUGAGAAGGUCAAAUUACAAAGGGAAAAAAAAAAGAACAAAAUCUGCUGUUAUAUAGUCAAGCUGCAGUAGCAAAACCCUUGCCAGCAAGUCCUGUUGUAACUUUACUCAUUCCCUCUCUGGUAGUUUCAUCUUGCCUGUUUCCGGGAUGCAUAUAGCCACUGGAAGAAGGCUCAGCACUCCCUCCAUUGUCCCCAGUCACCUCUAGCACACCCAUGAGAUGUUACAACCAAUUCAUUUAGCAUUACUAUAACUUCAGAAAAGAAGCAGACUGGGGGGAGUUGAGUAGCCUGGUUGUAACACUGUUCAGGUGCUUUCUAAGUAAGCAUGCACAAGUGCUGCUGUCAUGAUUUGGGGAGCUAUCGCAUCAUGGCAGGCUGCAGCAGUUCUAUAAAUUAAGUUAGGACUUGGAAACUCCUUCAUUACACAGCCAGACAGAGCAGAUGAGCACUAAAUGAGUACUCUCUAUCCUUCUGGCAGGUCCUCUACCUUCUCCUAAAGGCUUUGCAUUUGAAGCAGUCGUUUUGUCCAGUCUCAGCAAGUAAGUUAGGUUAUGCUGGCUACAGAUUAUGACUGUGUCAUUCAGAAGCUGCCCCUUCAGAGCACUGUCCAAAGCCAUGUGCUAGCUGGUGUUCUCUAUUUUUCACUGACUCCUUAUAGCAGCCAGGAUGUGAAAAUACUCUGUAAGCUAUACUCAGUGAAACAGACCUGUCGCUCCUUUUUACAACUGCCACUCUGCUUUCUUCAUCGUGUAAUAAAUCUCUGACAAAACA
Molecule: messenger RNA, 2420 nt
Organism: Pogoniulus pusillus (Red-fronted tinkerbird)
Lineage: Eukaryota; Metazoa; Chordata; Aves; Piciformes; Lybiidae
Gene: DDC
Product: dopa decarboxylase
Exons: 15
Coding region: 125-1576 (483 amino acids)
Biological process (GO): amino acid metabolic process; serotonin biosynthetic process; catecholamine metabolic process
Cellular component (GO): cytoplasm
Molecular function (GO): aromatic-L-amino-acid decarboxylase activity; pyridoxal phosphate binding
Source: RefSeq, a predicted model, not a curated record